Talpa occidentalis (Iberian mole) is the source of this 596-nucleotide messenger RNA. RefSeq names its product interleukin 2 (gene IL2). Gene Ontology annotation, biological process: immune response. Gene Ontology annotation, molecular function: growth factor activity; interleukin-2 receptor binding. The record is from RefSeq and is a predicted model, not a curated record. Lineage: Eukaryota; Metazoa; Chordata; Mammalia; Eulipotyphla; Talpidae. Gene Ontology annotation, cellular component: extracellular region. Bases 19 to 300 code for a protein of 93 amino acids. The transcript is spliced from 3 exons.
AACCCCAAGCUCCGCAGGAUGCUCACGCUGCCGUUCUACGUGCCCCAGGAGGUCACAGAAUGGAGACACCUUCAGUGCCUCGGGGAGGAGCUGGUGCAUCUGGAGGAGGCGCUGCGCUUUGUGGAGGACGGCGCGGGAGCCCUCAAGGAGCUGAUGGACAACAUCAACGUCACCGCCCAGGCGCUGAAGGGGGCCGCGCCGAGCUUCAAGUGUGCCUACGGCGCCGAGGUGGUCAACGUGACCGAGUUCCUGAGCACGUGGGUCGGCUUCUGCCAGCGCCUAUUCCUGACGGCGGCCUGAGUCCGCCUCUCCCCUUGGAAUCUGGGUGGCUUCUUAUUUAUUUAAAUAUUUAAGAGUAUAUUUAUUUUUUUGAUGCAUGGUUUGCUAUCUUUUGUGACUGUUCUUCUUAGUCUCCAGUGAUACAUGUGGAUCUUUUAAGAUUCUUCUGUAAGCCCCAGGGGCUCUGAAAAUUCACUUAUUUAUGCCAAAGUAUUUAUUUUUGUACGGAAUCACUGAGUAUAAUUUGUACAGGGAUCAGCCGCUAAGAUUAUUUAAUAAAGUGGACAGCUCAAGUCAAGGUGUUGUCGCUGGGAGAG